Psammomys obesus (fat sand rat) is the source of this 1059-nucleotide messenger RNA. RefSeq names its product zinc finger protein 713-like. The coding region runs from base 391 to 795 and encodes 134 amino acids. The transcript is spliced from 2 exons. The record is from RefSeq and is a predicted model, not a curated record. Lineage: Eukaryota; Metazoa; Chordata; Mammalia; Rodentia; Muridae.
UCUUUCACCCACCAAAAAGCUACACAGGGAAGCAUGGGGUGUACUAAGUUUGAGGAAAACUGGAAUCUGAAUUCAGACCCUAUGCAUCAGAGAAUCCAUCCUGUUAAAAAUCCUCUCUGCUAUGACACACAAGGAAAAGGCAUCAGACAUCAUUCAGAUUUGAUUUGUUAUCAUGGAGUGUAUGUAAGAGUGAAACCCUAUGAUUAUAAUGAGUGUUGGAAAAUCUUCAGUCAGAAUGCUGUCCUUACUAAUUGUACUCUUCUUCCAUAGAAUCUCGGUGAAUGUGGAGAGACAUUCAACCAACAUUCAACUGCUAACCAACCUCAAAUAGUCCUCACAGUGGAAAAACCCUACGUGUGUGAUGAGUGUGGGAGAAGAUUCCGCCACAGAAUGCACCUUAUUGAACAUCACAGAAUUCAUACAGGGGAAAAGCCUUUCAUGUGUAACGAAUGUGGGAAAGCCUUCAGGCAACAUUCAUCCUUUAAGCAGCACCUGAGAAGCCACACAGGAGAGAAGCCCUACAAGUGUAAUGAGUGUGGUAGAGCUUUUAACCGAAUCACAUCCCUGACCGAGCAUCAUAGACUUCACACUGGGGAGAGACCCUAUCAGUGUAGUUUUUGUGGGAAAGCCUUCAGCCAAAGAUCACAUCUUAAUCGGCACAAAAGGACACAUACAGGAGAGAAGCCCUAUGAGUGUGAUGACUGUGGGAAAGCCUUCAGCUUGAGUGCAUACCUUAAACAACAUGGGAAAAUCCACAGCCGUGAGAAAUUGGAAAUAUGUUGGCUCGUGCUCUGAUUCCAGGGUAAAACCUCAAUCUAGGAAGGAGAGAUGACACACCUGCAAUUCCAGUGCUCCAGGUUUGUUGUUGCUGUUGUUCUCUUUGUAAUCCUAGCAGCUGGCGGCGGGGAGGAUUAGGAAUUUAGGGGUACCCUCCACUAUGGAUGGAGUUCAAGGCCAUAUGGGCUAGUUGAGUCCAUUUUUUUUAAAGAAAAGAAAAUAGGAAAAAACCCACAAAUCUAAAAGCCAAUAACCUAUAAUCACUAAAUUGUAAAUUUAUUC